Molecule: messenger RNA, 1052 nt
Organism: Tachysurus fulvidraco (yellow catfish)
Lineage: Eukaryota; Metazoa; Chordata; Actinopteri; Siluriformes; Bagridae
Gene: lim2.5
Product: lens intrinsic membrane protein 2.5
Exons: 4
Coding region: 233-754 (173 amino acids)
Cellular component (GO): plasma membrane
Molecular function (GO): structural constituent of eye lens
Source: RefSeq, a predicted model, not a curated record
ACCCUGUAUUUAAGUGAUGGUCAUUAUACUAUAGGUACCGUUUACCCUUAACAUGGCUGGUAUAUUGAUUCCGCUUGCUUCCAUGAUAUUACUAUAUUAUUUUCAUUUGCAGAUCUGUGCGAGAUCCACAUCGCUGCAUUUGUCUGCCAGACGAGUUGUUGCACUGAGAUACAUUCUGCUUCCUAAUUCUGCUGUCCGAUCUGUGUCCGUAGUGUGUUGAGCAUCAGUCAGGAUGUACAGCUUCAUGGGAGGAGGCCUUUUUUGUGCCAUCGUGGCCAACAUCCUCUUAGUGGUGUCCACAGCCACUGAUUACUGGAUGCAGUAUCGCCUAUCAGGCAGCUUCGCUCACCAGGGCCUGUGGCGCUACUGCAUGUCGGGAAAGUGCUACAUGCAGACGGACAGCAUCGCAUAUUGGAACGCCACCAGGGCCUUCAUGAUCCUGUCGUCGAUGUCGUGCUUCGCAGGGAUCAUCGCCGGCAUUCUUUCCUUCACCCAUUUCUCUGGAUUUGAGAGAUUCAGUCGUUCCUUUGCUGCAGGGAUCAUGUUUUUCGUUUCGACUCUCUUCGUUUUUCUGGCCAUGGCGAUCUACACAGGGGUAACGGUCAACUUCCUGGGAAGGCGCUUUGGCGACUGGCGCUUCUCCUGGUCCUACAUCCUCGGUUGGGUUGCUCUGCUCAUGAACUUUUUUGCAGGUAUAUUUUACAUGUGUGCUUACAGGAUGCACGAGUGCAGGCGAGUCGCGGGAUCACGCUAGAUGGAUAAAAAAAAGAAGAAGAAUAUUCCAUUCUCAAAAUGAAAUAUAUUGUAAGAUGUUGUUAGUAUAUUGCUAAACAGUAACAGAGAUAUUAUAGUGCAUAUUAAGUGUAUAGAACGGACAAGAAUAAGGUUUUAGCAAGCCUCUUUCCAGGACAAUCAAGUCAUUUACAGACAUCAGUAAAUAGUGCAAAGUCAUUACAAAUUUCAACAACAAUGUUAACAUGAUCAUGAGAAUCAAAGCAUAGUGGAAAUUAAAGUGGUAAAGUAAAAGAUUAGGGCGUGUAGAUUCAAAGGUU